Messenger RNA from Rhagoletis pomonella (apple maggot), 1638 nucleotides. RefSeq lists its product as uncharacterized. NCBI's taxonomy places the organism in Eukaryota, Metazoa, Arthropoda, Insecta, Diptera, Tephritidae. The transcript has a single exon. The record is from RefSeq and is a predicted model, not a curated record. Bases 1 to 1638 code for a protein of 545 amino acids.
AUGGAAGCGAUGGGUGUCAAAGACAAAUCUACAAGCUCAACUGCAAAGGUGUGCACUUCAGUCACAUCCAAAGGUCAUAGAAAUGACACUUGCAGCAUGUGCAAAAAGGGAAAACAUCCAUUAUUUUCUUGCAAGGAAUUUUUACAACAGUCUCCAUCGGCACGCUUUCAGUUCAUAAAAGGGCAGAAAUAUUGCCACAAUUGCCUAAAACCAGGACAUGGUUCUAAAAAUUGUAUAUUAAGAAACUGUCUGAAAUGCAACAAAAAACACAACACGCUGUUACAUUUCGAUGAUUCAAAAAGGGAUGUGAGCAAAGACAUUACAUCAGUAGCCACUCCAACACAAGGCAACGAAUCGCAAAGUACUACACCAUCCAGGACCAAAUCAACGCCAUCAAAAGACGAAGCAGCGUCACUUACCACCGCAAAGCACACAAAGUCAAACACGUAUGUACUACUCAGCACUGCCAUGGUGAAAGUUAGAGGAAUCGGAACAGAAGUGCAGUGUCGGCCAAUUCUCGAUUCAGGCUCACAAGUUAAUUUUGUGACUGAACGAUUGGUUAAACGUCUUGGCAUCUCAACUAAACCAUCAUCAAUCUCCAUUAGUGGCAUCGGGUCAAGGAGCACUAAGAUACAGCAUCGAGUCAAUGUGGCGCUACAGUCUCGGAUCAACAACUUUACAACGCGGCUAGAGGCAGCGGUAUUGCCUCAGAUUAUAUCCCCGCAGCCGUCGCAAGAAAUCAAGAUCGACGAAUGGCAAAUUCCUGAGAACAUCAUGUUAGCCGAUCCAUCAUUCAAUCGUCCUGACAAAAUUGAUAUAUUGUUGGGGGCGGAAUUCUACAACCAACUCAUGGCAGCAGGGCAAAUCAAACUGUCAGAUGACCUACCCAUUCUGCAAAAUACAGUGCUGGGAUGGACCAUCGCGGGAAAAGUUGGUGGCAACUACAUCUCAAAUGCAAUAUGUGGAAUCUGUACCAACGAUGACAUCAACUUAGAUGCAGCCAUUGCUCGAUUAUGGGAACUUGAGGACGUGGCAACUGUAAGAAAACAACAUUCGGUAGCAGAAAAACAGUGCGAAGCUCAUUUCGCACAACAUACACUCAUCAAUGAAAAUGGGAGAUUCAUGGUAAGGCUACCAUUUCAUGAAAAUCCGGAGGCCUUAGGGGAAUCCUAUGGGAUGGCGUAUAAUCGAUUCCUGGCCUUAGAACGUCGACUGGCAAAAUCGCUCCAGACAAAGAAUCAAUAUGUACAAUUUAUGGAGGAAUAUGAGAACUUGGGGCACAUGACGCAAGUGGAUAUUGAUUCCAUCAGUAAACCUAGGUACUUCAUUCCUCACCAUUGCAUUGUGAGACCCGAAAGCCGCACUACAAAAUCGUCCACUGGCAUGUCUUUGAAUGACCUCAUGUAUACCGGGCCCACUGUUCAGAGCGAGCUUUUCACCAUUUUACUUCGCUUCCGUUUGCCCAGGUUCGUCUUCACCACAGAUGUAGAAAAAAUGUAUCGACAGAUGCUCAUUCAACCGGACGAACGCAAAUUCCAACUUAUCAUCUGGCGAAAGGAUUCAAGCCUACCAAUAAAGCAUUAUCAGCUAAAUACAAUCACAUAUGGGACAAGAUCUGCUCCAUAUUUAGCCACCUAA